This is a messenger RNA of Vanessa tameamea, 1490 nucleotides long. RefSeq lists its product as uncharacterized. NCBI's taxonomy places the organism in Eukaryota, Metazoa, Arthropoda, Insecta, Lepidoptera, Nymphalidae. The record is from RefSeq and is a predicted model, not a curated record. Bases 243 to 1448 code for a protein of 401 amino acids. The transcript has 2 exons.
GUAAUUGUUAAAAUAUAACAAUAUUCUGAAAUAAUUCUUUUCACAUUUAUUGUUUUGUAGUCAAUAACAAUAAUAAAAUGAAAUUAUACUUACAAUACUUACGUCUAGCAUAAUAAUUUUCAAAUAAAUCAAUUAUAUAACAAUUUAUUCUAUCUAUUGCAUUGGCGAAAAUUGUGGUAAUUGUUUUAAGAUAGAAAUUAAUAAGUGUAUUUGUUUUUGUGGCGUUUAUUAACCGGACUAAAAUGGAAGAAAUCGAAAGACUAGUAGCGAAAAUGUCAAUCAGUUCUUUUGAGGUGGAGUCCAUGCAUUUAGUAGAAGUAACUCAUGUUAUCAAUCCAUUAAACUUUUACGUUCGUCCGAUGAAGUAUAGACCCAUAAUUCAAGUGAUGGAGUACGUGGAACCAAAAACCAACACGAAAAGUUUCAAUGUUCAAGAUAUGGUCAUAUUUAAUGUGGCUUAUUCAUGUGGAGGUCGUAAGUACAUAAGGGGACGAGUAACUCGUAUAUCACAAAUUGAGAGUUUCCUGGCGUGUGAUGUAUUCGCAAUUGAUUACGGUUUUACGGAAAAACUAAUCCCCAUUGAAUAUAUGUGGGAAUGCCCACUACAAUUGGGACAUAUACCACCACUGGCUUGUGAUUGUCAACUAGCUAAUUGUUACCCUCUGGAUCUCGAAGGAUUUUCGUCGGAUACAAUUGAUGCGUUUAAAUAUUACGCUGGAAACGAACCUGUUCAAAUAAAAGUUUUAAGCAAAAAACCUAACAGGGUUCUGGUUGAGUUAGUAAAUUCUGCUAUAGAGAGCAUUUCGACGCUGCUUGCUAUGCACGGAUAUAUAACAUUAGGUCACUUUUGUGAUGCCGUGGCUUGGAAUCCUAUUGUGGGUGGAAAGAGUAUUUAUUUUAAUUUCAAAGAGCUCUCGGUUGGGGAAACGUUACAUGUGAGGGUUCAGUCGGGGGAUUCACUGAAUGGGUUUAAUGUUGUCGAAGUAAGCGACUACAAUAAGCACCUUGAAGAAAUUGGUGCCAUAACAUUUUACGCAAAGAAGGAUUUUUAUCUUUCGCCUUUACACUUCGUUCCAGGGAGAUUAGUCUGUGUCAAAAACGAUCGGGAGAAUAUAUUCGAAAGGGCAUUCAUUAAGAAGGUGACAAGACCUUAUAAAAAGGCUAUUGUGCAGCUCGUAGAUUGGGGAAGAGAUGAAGAGUAUCAUAUUGGAAAAAUGAAAUAUAUGCCUGCACAAUGCUUGAAGUCACCGGUUGUGUCUUUAUUAUGCAAAUCUGAUGAGAGUCAAGCCUGGGAUAAUGGUCUAGACCGUUUUUUGACGCCUGGCUUUGAGUUUAAUAUUACAAUUAAAAGUCUAGGAUACCAGUUCGAAUAUCCUAACACGGUUGAUAUAUCUCCUCUGGUAAUACCAGUUAAUGAUGAUGAUGAGGCCAGAGCUUUACCAGCUUAAUCUGAGCGAAUAUUGUUAUAAUAUAUUGUAUAAUUUAUUCUU